CUCUAACUUGAAUCGAGACUUGUAAAAAAGCAUGGCGUCCAACGUAAAUCACCCUGCAGCAUCCCCAGCGUCAGCUUCAGGUAGAAGUAUGUUGAACAGGCUGGAGAGGACAGCCAGUCAUGUUCACAAUUUUGUGAGGAGGCAGAGGAACGAGGGGACAGGGUUAAAUGAAGCAGAGGAUGAUGAUGAUGAUUUUGUACGUAGGCUGUCAUCAACUUUUCAAACCCAGAGAAGUUGCAGCCCAAGCUCCAAAAAAAAGAAAAAAGCUAGCAGAGGGAGGCCAACAGACAUAUUGUCAGUGAAACUGACCUGUCUGUCGUCUCCAGAGACGAAAAUUACCAGCAACUUGGAUGUUAAUCGCUUAAAGCGAAUGGGACUUGGUUACCAUGAUUCCGAAAUAAAACUUACUGGGAGAGUUCCAACAAAGCUGGACCUGUCCAUGACUAGUGCAGACUUUAAUCAAAAGUUAUGCAAUAUGUUCCCUAUAUUGACAAAUGUGGCUUUUGAGUUGAUGACUGCAAGAAAAUCCAAGCUGGAGUCUCUUCCAAGCUCUGUAAACACGCCAGCUUUGAUAAAAGAGUUGAUGAGCAAAGAAGGGAGGUCAGGUUGUCUUUUUAUAAGACCAUUCACAGACAUAACAGCACGUUGUCUUCAGGAUUUUGACAUGAAUGCUCAACCUGCUGUUCCUCUUGUGGACCAAGCAGCUGGGACCUCCAGUCGUAGGUCAUCUGCUGCAACUAGCACUUCUGUAGUCCAGAAAGAAACUCUGUUGGAGGAAAGGGCACUUGUGGCAACUCAGAAUGCUGAGUUCCAGCAAAGUUUAAUUACAGAUCAGGAAAAAGUCAGAAGACUUCAAAAUGCCAGAAAAGAAAUUGAAGAAAAAGAGAAAAAAAUGCUAGAGUUUAGAAAUGGUAAAAAAAGAAAUCUGCCAGAAGAACCAGAGGAAGGUAUCAAACUGAAAUUUAAAACUAACACGAGUUGGUUUGAUACAACCAGAAAAUUUCUACCAGAGGAUAAUGUUCAGGUGUUGCAAGACUUUAUUUGCAGUUUAGAGGAUUCUUCAAAAAAGUAUGUACUAACAAUUCCCAACAGACCACCAAUGAAGUCAAGUUUCUGUCAUGGGACUCUUGCAGAUUUGGGAAUAAGUGGAAAUACCCUCAUACAAAUACAAUGGCUAGAUGAUUCCAAGGUUGUAAUGGAAGGUGAAUCUCCAGAAAAUGAAGAGCUUGAUGAUUUGUUACCACCCUUGGUUGUCCAACAAAGAACAAGAAGAAGAGCAGCGCAGCAUGCAGAGCAGAUAAUUAGCAGGGCAUGUGUGGAUAUCGGAGUUGCAGAUACAUCUUCAAGUGAUGAAGAAAUUGUCUUGGAUAAGGAAGCAUCUGGUUCCAAUCCAGCUAUUAGUUCAAAUUUGACUUUGCCUCUAGAUCAAGGAAAUGAAGAAAUUGGUGAAAGUGGCAUUCCACAAGUAUCAAACCAGGAAUUCCAAGUUGAGUUUGAAAAUGUCCAUGAAAACGCAAUGAAUGCUGAAGUACCAGUAUUGCUGCCACAACCAUCAACAGAUAAAUUGCAGAUGGCUUUAAAGUCAUUUGCAAAAGAAGUUCUGGGGAAUCGUGUUGAUGGCAGCAUGAGAAUGGUUAUAAGAAGACAAACUGCUUUAGAUGAUGCAUUACAAAAUGUUGCCAGGGCACAAAAUCGUCUCUUGCAGCCAAUUUCUGUUAGAUUCAUUGGGGAAUCUGCAGUCGAUGAAGGAGGCCCUUCAAGAGAGUUGUCUUCAGAAAUUGUAGUGCAGAUAAAACAUUCAUCAUGUGUCGAAGGUAUUUAA
Messenger RNA from Mytilus trossulus (common blue mussel), 1822 nucleotides. RefSeq lists its product as uncharacterized. Gene Ontology annotation, molecular function: ubiquitin-protein transferase activity. The record is from RefSeq and is a predicted model, not a curated record. NCBI's taxonomy places the organism in Eukaryota, Metazoa, Mollusca, Bivalvia, Mytilida, Mytilidae. The coding region runs from base 32 to 1822 and encodes 596 amino acids. The transcript has 13 exons.